Vitis riparia (riverbank grape) is the source of this 2369-nucleotide messenger RNA. Its product is annotated as protein ELC-like. Lineage: Eukaryota; Viridiplantae; Streptophyta; Magnoliopsida; Vitales; Vitaceae. Gene Ontology annotation, molecular function: ubiquitin binding. The record is from RefSeq and is a predicted model, not a curated record. The transcript has 3 exons. Bases 55 to 1149 code for a protein of 364 amino acids. Gene Ontology annotation, cellular component: ESCRT I complex. Gene Ontology annotation, biological process: endosome to lysosome transport; protein modification process; protein transport.
AUUACAUCUCUGGGUCUCUGAGUCUCCGCCCUUCCAUAAACGACACCGUUUGGAAUGGCUAGUUCAUCGUCGUCUCCUCCACAAAGCUCUCAUCAGUUCUUGACCUCUGUCCUCUCCCAACGAGGUCCUUCGGCCUUGCCCUACGCCGAGGACGUCAAAUGGAUGAUCCGCCAGCAUUUUCUUUCCCUCGCCGAUGCCUUCCCGGCGCUGCAUCCACAGACUGCCGCCUACACCCACAACGACGGCCGCACAGUCAAUCUCCUCCGAGUUGAAGGCAACAUCCCAAUGGUAUACCUUCAGGUCACAUACUACAUCCCCAUCGUCGUCUGGCUCAUGGAGGCUUACCCUCGCCAACCCCCCUGCGUCUACGUCAAUCCCACGCGCCAAAUGGUCAUCAAACGCCCUCACCCCCACGUCAACCCCUCCGGCCUCGUCUCCCUCCCUUAUCUCCAAAACUGGAUCUACCCCACCUCCAAUUUGGCCGAUCUUGCCCGGAAUUUGAGUCUCGUGUUCGGCCGUGAUCCGCCGCUUUACUCUCAGCAGCCUCGCCCAAACCUAAACCCUAAUUCUAUCCCUCCCAGAGCGUUUCGGCCAUCAUCUCCGCACCGGCCGGCGGCGGAUCGCACUCAAGUUCACCGCAACGCGGUUAAUAGACUGGCCGAUAGAUUACAUGGUGAUUGUGAGGUGUUAAGGAAGACAAGAGAGGCGGAAAUGGAGGAAUUAUUUAAUGCUCAAGCGGUGUUGAGGCAGAGAAAGGAGCAGAUUUCGAAGGGGUUGAGGGAAAUGCAAGACGAGAAGGAAGGCUUGGAGCUGCAACUGCAAAUGAUUUUGAUAAAUUCAGACAUCAUGGAGGCGUGGUUGAGGGAGAAUCAGGGGAAGAGGGUCAUAGACGUGGAGAAUGCAUUCGAGUAUUCCGAUUUUGUUUCAAGUCAGAUGCUGGAGUGUAGUUCUUCAGAUUUAGCUAUAGAUGAUGUGAUAUAUGCCCUGGAUAAGGCCCUUCAAGAGGGGUCAAUCCCCUUCGAUCAGUACCUGAAGAAUGUGAGGAUGUUAUCACGGGAGCAGUUUCUCCAUCGAGCCAUGUCUGCGAAAGCGAGGGCUACACAGCUGCAGGCUCAUGUCUCUAGUAUGGCUCAGAGGGCAUCAUCAUAAUACGUUAUAUGAAAACCCAUGCUUGUAAAUUUCACCACAUUUUCAUAUGAUUUGAGAAUGUUAUGGCCUUAUGGGAUGGCUCAAGAAGUGGCGGCGGACCGUGGGAGAAGGCUUUUGAGAAUGUUGGAAGAGAUGGGCUGGGGCUUCUGUAGGAACGCCUUUGAGGAAUGGUGAGGUUUAUAUGGUUUCCUAAACUGAGGUGGGGCACACUUUGAGGUGGAGUCGCAGUGGCAGGGGGUGGGGGGUGUCCCACGUAAGAUGUAGGAAGAUUGGGGGAACCACUGGGCCAGACAGUGUGCCAAGUCAAUGCCUAGUUUGCACUGACGGUGCUUAUGUGUCUCAGCAAUGGUGGACUUUAGAUAAUUUAAGCACUUUUUUAACAAAAUAUUUGCAGAAAGGGAUGAUUAUGCUAAUAAUUUGGAAUCUAGCUUUGUGGUACAGAGACUCCCUCGCUUUUUUUAACAAAAAUAUUCUAUAGAAGAUGAUGGUUUGAAAACCAUUGAGAAAUAAUGAUAAUAAAUUAAUAAUAAAGCAGCCUAUUAGGGUUGGAAGUGACUAGGAGUGCUCAACGCCCGGUUCCACUGCGAAUCUCGAUCUUUCUCUCCACAUCUCACCGGCGGCGAUCUCUCAUAACAUGAGAUCUGUGUUGUCUCUAUUUUGUUUGGUAUAAAGUUUAAAUCUUCGAGAGGGGUAGUUUCUGUUGUGGAGAAAGAAGACCAGCUGUAGGUAAGUAAAAGGCUACUCUGUUUGUGCAGUUCCCUAGUGGACUAUAAGCACUCCUCCACCGAGCUAUUUUUGCUGCAAGGACAUAAUCACUGUCUCACCAAAUUGUGAUUGCAGGCUUCGAGCCAUUGCGCACAGAAAUAUAGUGUAGGAAUCAAAUGAUUCGAGGUUAGUUUAUUGUGAAGAUAUGUGGAUAUUAUUCUUUUCCCUCCACUUUGCCAUGGAAUUUAGAUCAUUGAUUUGUGUUGAGAAAAUAAAAGAAUCUUUGAUGUCAAAAAACAUGUUAUGAUCUAUUUUAAUUUAUGCUUUUGGAUUCGAAAUGUUUUCAUGUCUACAUAUAUUUCCAUUUGCUUGUCCAACGGCAAACUUUUGUCAUCAUCAAAUAAUUCACAAGUCGUUUUUUGGAUUUGUUCUGUAAUUUAGAUUGCGUUUGGAUGUUUGGUUUGGGACAUUUUGAUAUAUGGAUUUGCAGUUAAAUUUUUAUUUUUGGUGGUUAA